Molecule: messenger RNA, 3690 nt
Organism: Metopolophium dirhodum (rose-grain aphid)
Lineage: Eukaryota; Metazoa; Arthropoda; Insecta; Hemiptera; Aphididae
Exons: 6
Coding region: 356-1234 (292 amino acids)
Biological process (GO): double-strand break repair via homologous recombination; negative regulation of fatty acid biosynthetic process; positive regulation of transcription by RNA polymerase II
Cellular component (GO): BRCA1-A complex; BRCA1-BARD1 complex; plasma membrane
Molecular function (GO): ubiquitin-protein transferase activity
Source: RefSeq, a predicted model, not a curated record
CACUGCUCACUGCCGUGCGCCCGUGCUCACUGCCAUAGACAAGUAUACUAUGCUAAAUAAUACUUCUCGUCUAAGCUGCUGACUGUGUAUUCUAUAUUUCUAUAAUUCUAUAGCAGUUUUAUUUAUUUAUCUAUAAAGUAUAAACCCUAGGUUUGAGAGUUGAGAUAAAAUAUAUAUAGGUAACCACUUGUUUUGAUUUUACCGGUCAUAAUAAAUACUAUUAGUGCUAUGAACGUUCCCGAUAUCAGCUGAAUGGGACAAGGACUCUGACUCCGAGGUUAAAUUGUUUGAUUUGCAGAUAAAAGAUUCCAUUGUUAUUGGUACAGCUAUUGACUUUCAACUCAAAGAUCAAAGUAUGAGCUGGAAAGACAAAUAUAUCAAUUAUUAUCAACAUAGUGUCACAAAUACUAGUAACAAUGGCAGUAAAUCUGAUGAUAAUGUUGUCAACAAUGGAACACCAGACAGAUGCCAUUUAUCCAAUCCUAAAAAUCAUUCUGUAAGAAACCAACGUAUAGUUAUCACAUACUCCAAUGUUGAAGAUGAUGAACUUAAAGUGCUACAAGAGUUGAUAGAUGUGUUUGAUUUAUACGCAUACAUAUCGUGGGAUGAUAGAGUUACACAUUUAAUUGUAAAAACUCUCCCGUCUGGUAGAUGUAUUCGUACAAAAAAAUUUAUGAAUGCAUUAUUAUUUAACUGCUUUAUCAUUACUAUGGACUGGGCCAAAAAUUGUUUAUCUUCUAAGACAUUGCUGCCAGAGGUAGAUUAUAUACCACUUGAGUUUAGUGGUGAACCAUCGCCAUUGGUGUCUUGGCGCGUGGGACGGGGAAUUAUUGCUUCACCGAUGGAAUGGACUGGAAAUUGCAUUUUAUAUCUUCAUAGUUCUAUUGAAUUUAAUAAAUCAAAUACGGAUAUUAUUUUAUGGGCUCGAAGAGCUGGUUUUGUGUUAACCAAUGAUUUGAAAGAGUUUAAAAACGACUUCAAAUUGCGAAUUAUAUUGGCCGAUCAAAUCUCUUCAUGUACUGAUGUUCGAUCUAAUUUACCCAAUACAACAGAAAUCACAAGUUGGAUAUGUAACUAUAAAGGUGUAACAUUAUUCUUAGAUUGGUUUCUUGAAUGUUUGUUUCGAUACCAAUUUGUUGUAAUUAAUCAAUAUUACCAGAUUAUGAAACUAAAUCCAAACAUAGUAGAAUUUGCCGAUAUGGACGAAUCUCUAUUUGAAUUUGAAAAUUGUUGAAUAAUACAUUUUUCCAUUACUAAAUUAAAUAUUUGAAACAAAAAAAAUUAUUUUUGAAAUUAAUAGGAGGUAUGUACCCAUAACAAAAGUUUUUAAUUUUAUUUAAAGUUAUGUAUAAGUUUAUAUAAUUCAUAAAUCAUAAUAGAGUACAAAUGAUAGUACAAAAUCUAGACACAUAGAUAGAACAUUUUAUUGAAUAGUUUUAUCCCAGUAAGGAUUAGAAUGUUAAAUUACUUUAAAAUGGAUUUGACUUAAAAAUAUUAAUAAUAAUAUUAUUGAUUAUUUAUUGAAUACAAAUAACUUUUGAUUGAUUUUUAUUAGUAUAAUCCAUAUUAAGAUAUUAUAUUUGAGUUUCCAACUAGAAACAAUACAUAUUCAUAUUUUUCCUUAACUUAAUUUUUUCAUUGUACAUAAAUACAUGAUUAUUCAACUAAAACAAUUUAUUUGAAAACAUUUUAUAUUUAUGUCAAACACUAAGUGUAAUAAAUUAUUUGACAUAACACUAUUUAAAAGUUUUGUCUUAAAUUAAUUUUUUUUUCCAAUCAUGCCGUGCAUAAAAAAAAUUUAAUAAUGGCCCGGGCAUAGUUGGCUCAUUUUUCGAUCACCUCGGAAAGAAUUUUACUAAUCAAAAAGGCUCGGAUUUUGAAGAAUAUACUUUUUUUUUUAUAUAUGAGAUGAGAUAGAAAUAUAAUUUUAUAUAUAAAUUUGUUUUAUGUCAUUCUGAUAAACCAAUUUUUUUUUCAUUGCUUUUUAAAUUUAAAUUUAAAAAUAAAGAGGGAAACAAUUUAGUGUCAAUUUAGGAUCGUUAAAGGAUAUAGAGAUUCGAAAAAAAUACGCAGCUGAAAUUAGCAGUUUAAGAAACUACGUGGGACUAGAUGUAACUCAGAAUGGAACCAAGCCACAAAGAUUAUUAAAGAAGUGGUUCGAAAAAAUAUAGGAAAAGACAAAAAUGGAAAACAAAAAGAAUAAAUGAUUUAACGAGAUCUGCUGUAGAGCAACUGAGAAGUGGCACAUGGUGAGAGAAAAUUAUAAUAGAUCAGGGAAUCAAAAUGAUAGAAAAAUAUGAAAAGGGACUAAAAACCAAACGUGUGUUGCUUAAAGAAAAUAUUUUUUCUAAAUGGAAUAUUGCAAGAAGCAAAAAAGGAUAGAUCGCAAGGUAGCAUUAGAAAUUUUUCAGAAUCAUCAAACAGUGCAGAUCAUUCAACUCAAUCCUAAAAACCGUAAAGAACAGUGAGGAAACGACUGCACUUAUGGAGCCAGAAAAUAAAAUAAUAAAAUGGUGAGAAUACUUUGCAGAUCUAUUGAAUGGCACUAUACUUCCAAAUGUUAUGGAAAAUACAACUAUUUAGAAAGUGGAACCGUUGGUUAAAGAAAUAUCCAGAGAUGAAGUCAGGAAAGAAAUAAGGAACUUUACAAAUUGGAAGGCAUCGGGUUCGACAGCAUACUAUCGGCACUCAUAAAAUAUGAUGGAGAAGAUGUGUAUAGCUUUAUUUUCAAGAUAUGUUAUAGAGUAUGGCAGAAGAAAACAAUGCCAGAUAACUGAAAUGAAGGAAUACCACUCCACAAGAAGGGUGAUGAAACCAAAUUUAGCAAUUAUAGAGGGAUAUCAAAUUCGGUAUAUUAGGUAUUCUCUAAAAUCCUAUUAAACCGCCCAAUGGUUGCAGAAGAAUUCUUGGGUAAAUACCAGAGUGGAUUCCGCAAAGGUAGAUCAACCAUAGAAAAAUGAUCGUUAAUAGCACGUAUAAUAGAAAAUAAUAUGAGUACUGCACAUGUGACAAAUGUUUGUUGACUUUAGGAAAGCCUACAAAAGCAUCUAUAAAAAUAGUCUUUAUAACAUAAAACUAUUUGAAAAUAAAAUUUGGAGAAGAAUUUGUGGCCAGUUACUGCUUAGGAAGUUCAACCAACCAAGAACUGAAGAAACAACUAAAAAUUAUAACAGUAAAUAGAUUCAUAAAAUAUCAGAGGAUACAAUGGCUGGUCAUGUAAUGAAGCGUAAUGCUGAGGCAUUAACCAAGGUAGUAUUGGAUUGGAAGCCGGAAAGAAAAAUCUCACGGGGUUGCCCUCGGAAGAGGUGAAUUGAUGGAGUGGAAAAAGAUUUGGAAGACCUUGGAGCCCGGAAUUGGAGGGAGAUAGUACAGGAUCGAGAGAGGUGGAAUGAUUUAGUGAUGGUGGCAAAAACUCUUGGAAGGUAAUAAAAGCCAGAAGAAGAAGAAUGGAGAUAUGCAACUGUAAAUUAAAUGGAUUCUUUCAAAAAACAAAGACUGGAAACAAUUACAAGACAAAACUGUAUGGUACCAUCCUGUUUGGUUUUUCAUCAAAUAUUGAUUAUCAUGGGUUUGAUUUAAACAAAACAUCUUGUAUGCGCACCAAUCUCUUCAAUGGAUGUGGAGUGUUCGUUUUCAAUGUAUAAAAACACUUUGUCUGAUAAUAGUCAGUUUCACAACUGAAAAUCUAGA